Arachis stenosperma is the source of this 2988-nucleotide messenger RNA. RefSeq names its product protein argonaute 2-like. Gene Ontology annotation, cellular component: cytoplasm. The record is from RefSeq and is a predicted model, not a curated record. Lineage: Eukaryota; Viridiplantae; Streptophyta; Magnoliopsida; Fabales; Fabaceae. The transcript has 3 exons. Gene Ontology annotation, biological process: regulatory ncRNA-mediated post-transcriptional gene silencing. Bases 1 to 2988 code for a protein of 995 amino acids. Gene Ontology annotation, molecular function: RNA binding; protein binding.
AUGGACAGAGGCGGUUACAAUCAGAGACGUGGUGGUGGUAACGCCAGAGGCUACGGAGGAGGAGGCCGCGGAAGAGGAAGAAACUUUCCCCAACCCCCACGGCAACCGGCUGACAGUGGCGCCGGCAGAGGAGUUAAUCCGCAACCACCACCGCCAGAGUUGCAGCCCAGGCAGCCGAGCACCAUCACCUUUGGGUCAUUCACCGCAGGCAGCCGAACGGCACAAACAAAACUCGUUUCCCCUCCUUCAGAACCUCAUCCGCAACCACCACCGCCACAGUUGCAGCCAAGGCAGCCGAGCACCAUCGUCUUUGGGUCAUUCACUGCAACCAGCAGCCGAAGCGCACCUCCAAAUACGGUUUCCCCUCCUUCAAAACCUCAUCCUCCCUCUCGACAAGACUCCAGUGAAACGAUCUCACCCGUUCGGAGGCCCGACCACGGUGGUAGGGAGGCUUUUGGGAAGCGGACUCUUCUGGUGAACCAUUUUCUAGUGGAAUUCAACCCGAAUAAGAGCAUAAUGCAGUACCAUGUCGAGGUGAGUCCCCAAUCGCAGCCGCAACCAGGUCUUCCACCGAGGAGGAUAUCAAAGACUGAACUGUCAUUGAUACGUGACAAGCUCCUUGACCAUCCGGAGGUGCCGUCAGGGAUGAUCGCCUAUGAUGGCGAGCGGAGCAUUUUUAGCAUGGUUCCUUUGCCGGAAGCUCUUGUGGUGGAAGUAUCCAAGGGAGAGAACGAGAAACUCACUGGAUUCAACGUGACGUUGACUCUAGUAAAAAACCUUGAAAUGAGUAGGUUGGAUGAUUACAUCAGAGGCAGGGAAUUGUCAAUCCCCCAUGAGAUCUUGCAUGGUUUGAAUGUUGUCUUCAAGAAGAAUCCAACAAAAUGUACGGUUCCUGUUGGGGGCUGCUUUUACCCAUUGGCUCCAAAGGUUAGAGAGACGAAUCUUGAGCCUGGUGUGAUUGCUGUUGGAGGGUUUCGGCAUAGUCUCAAACUAACCCAGCAAGGACUGUCAUUGUGCUUGGAUUCUUCGGUUUUGUCUUUCAAGAAACAAAUGUCAGUGCUGGAUUUCCUUGAAAAACAGAUUACCGGUUUCAAUUUGCGUGAAUUCGGGAAGUAUAGAAAAACCGUUGAAAAAUUGCUAAUUGGUUUGAAGGUUCAGGUCAACCACCGGAAGAACACACAGAAGUACAGCGUUGCUGGUCUAACUGAAAAAGACACGCGACAAACCAUUUUCUCCGUAGCGGAUGCACAGGGGAACCCCACCAUUCAGCUUAGCCUUGUUGACUUCUUCAAGGAUAAGUAUCAGAUUGUUAUCAAGAACGAGGAUAUCCCUGCACUGGUUUUUGGAGGUAACAGGACCAGAUAUGUGCCAAUGGAACUUUGUCACUUGGCUGAGGGUCAGAUGCAUCCCAGACAGUACUUGAGCAGGCAGGCUGCGAAGGCUUUGAGAAAUUUGUGCCUGCCUCUACCGCCAGCGAGGCAAGCUCGAAUAAUGGAGAUGGUGAAGUCAAGCUGUGGACCGUGUGGGGGUGAUAUCGUUGCAAAUUUUGGAAUGAGUGUCAGCAAUGCUAUGACAAAAGUGGCUGGGCGUGUACUUAGACCUCCAGACCUGAAGCUUCGGGAUCCAACAGGCAGGACUUCCCUUGUGAAAUUGACUCCAGAGAAGUGCAAAUGGAAUUUAUAUGGCAAGUCAAUGGUUGAAGGUAAGCUGGUUGACCGUUGGGGCAUUCUUGAUUUUACCACCCGCAGCAACCGUGUGUUUAACAGUGACAGCUUCAUUGCUAAGCUUACUAAGCAGUACAACAACUUUGGCAUCACCAUGAAGAAGCCGGUUUUGACAAGAAAAACAGAAAUGUGGAAACUUAGCAACUAUAAUCAGCUUUAUGACUUACUUGAAAAGAUUAAUUCUGAGGUUUCCAAAAGCUAUAAACGCCCGCUGCAAUUUCUUCCGUGUGUAUUGGCCUACAAAGAUCCAGGUUACAAGUGCCUCAAGUGGAUUGCUGAGACCAAGGUCGGCAUUGUGACACAGUGCUGCGUGUUGGGUAGUACUAGUUUUGGAAGCGAUCAAUAUCUUAGUUAUCUUGCUCUCAAGAUCAAUGCGAAAAUUGGAGGUAGCAAUGUGGAGCUUAUGAAUAGGCUUCCUUACUUUGAGGGCAAUCGUCAUGUAAUGUUUAUCGGGGCUGAUGUAAAUCAUCCGAAUACCAGGGACGCAAAUAGUCGGUCAGUUGCUGCUGUGGUUGCCACAGUUAAUUGGCCGGCUGCAAACCGCUAUGCUGCUCGUCUUUGCGCUCAAGGGUGUCAAGGGACUAGGACUGAGAAAAUUUUGAACUUUGGAAAGGAUUGCUUUGAGCUUGUUUCAUAUUAUGAAAUGCUGAAUGGAGCCAAGCCUGAAAAGAUUGUUAUCUUCCGUGAUGGGGUCAGUGACAGCCAAUUCCAGAUGGUUCUUGGUGAAGAGCUUCAGGAUUUGAAGAAGACCUUCAAACGUGCAAAUUACUCCCCAACCAUCACUCUUAUUGUGGCACAAAAGAGGCACCAGACUCGACUGUUCCCUUCGUAUGCUACUGGCGACAAUGUGUUACCCGGAACAGUGGUGGAUACAGUAAUCGUCCACCCCUUUGAAUUCGACUUCUAUCUGGUUAGUCACAGUGGAGGCCUGGGAACAAGCAAGGCCGUUCAUUACUUUGUCUUGUGGGAUGAACACAAUUUCACGUCAGAUAAACUCCAGAAACUCAUAUAUGACAUGUGCUUUACAUUUGCAAGGUGCAUGACUCCUGUCUCUUUAGUCCCUCCGGUGUACUAUGCUGACCUUGCUGCAUACAGAGGACAACAAUACUAUGAAGCAAAGGUUCAGAUGCAAUCUCGUUCAGCUACAUCUUCCUCAUCAUCAGCUUUAGCUUCUUCGUCCGUUUCUUCAGCUACCUCAAAUUUGAAUGAUAUGGACUUCUGCAAGCUGCAUUCUGAUCUGGAAAAUAUAAUGUUCUUCAUCUGA